Molecule: messenger RNA, 1161 nt
Organism: Thamnophis elegans (Western terrestrial garter snake)
Lineage: Eukaryota; Metazoa; Chordata; Lepidosauria; Squamata; Natricidae
Product: olfactory receptor 4Q3-like
Exons: 3
Coding region: 1-1161 (386 amino acids)
Biological process (GO): G protein-coupled receptor signaling pathway
Cellular component (GO): membrane
Molecular function (GO): olfactory receptor activity; G protein-coupled receptor activity
Source: RefSeq, a predicted model, not a curated record
AUGAAGACUGUCUUUAACCUCUACACCAAACUGGUUAAAAGUAUCAACACUUGUUCCUACAACUCCCCAAAGACAGGGCCAAACAAAUAUGGGCACAAUGAUUGUGCAAAUGGGAUGACCUCCAUGUUAGUCUGGAACAACUGGAAAACUGAGAACAAGAAGUGGACAUAUUUUCCCAUCGCUCCUAUUGUUGUCAAAAGUCUACUUGCAGCCCUCAAUGAUUCUACUGUCACAGAGUUUAUCUUCUUGGGUCAUUCCAAUUCUCGGCCAAUCCAGCUUCUUCUCUUUGUGUUAGUCUUGGCUGCUUAUACAAUAUGCCUCAUUGGCAACCUCCUCAUUGUAGUGACAGUGCAUGGAGAGCCCCACCUCUCUCAGUCACCCAUGUACUUCUUCUUGGCCAACCUGUCUGUCUUUGACAUCACCUUGGGCUCACUGGCUACACCCAAGCUUUUAACAGAUUUAGCGAGCUGCAACAGGACCAUCAGCUUCAUGGGUUGUAUGAUCCAGAUCUUCUUUAUCCACUUAAUUGGGGGCUCUGAGAUGCUCCUUGUAACCCUCAUGGCUUACGAUCGUUACAUGGCCAUCUGCCACCCUUUGACCUACAUGGCCAGUAUGAACCGUCCACGUUGCAUCAGACUUCUUGCCUCCUGUUGGGCUGGAGGCCUCAUUCACACCACCAUCCAGAUGUUUUUGCUUCUCCAGCUCCCAUUCUGUGGGCCAAACACUCUGGACAAUUUUCAUUGUGACCUCCCACAGGUGAUCAAGCUGGCUUGUGUAGACACUUACAUCACUGAGCUGCUGGUUGUGGCCAAUAGUGGCCUUCUUUCCCUUGUGUGCUUCCUUGCCUUGCUUGCUUCCUACAGUGUCAUUGUCACCAACCUUCGAGGCCAUUUCAGAGAGAGUGGAGGCAAAGCCCUGGCCACCUGUAGCUCCCACCUCAUUGUGGUCUUCAUCAGCUUUGUGCCCUGCAUCUUUGUCUAUUUAGUGCCUUUCUCCAGGUCUCAUACGGACAAGGUGGCAUCUGUCUUCUACACCUUAAUCGUACCUUCCGUCAACCCAAUCAUAUACACUCUGAGGAACCGAGACAUGAGCAAUGCAAUGAAGAAAUUAAAGAAGAGGUGCCCUUUCUUACAAUCUUCUGGGAAAAUAGAACAUGUAUGA